CCGGCUGUUCCAGGGCGGAUCCCAUGAUUCAAACCAUCCUAUAGCCGGGGUGCGUGUGUGUGUGUGUUCGCAGUGUAGCCUAGUAGCUGCUCGAAUGCAAUGAAACGCGGAGGAGCCCCGGAACACACCUGGUUCUAACCUCAGCGAAAUCCACCCUCGCCCUCUCACUGUUUACAUCGGUGUACUGGUGUUUGGCAUCGCCUGCCCUGAACUCCGGCACUCUCUUCUUCUCGCCUCCAGUAUGGAGGCACGGGAGUCAGGCUGAAGCCGGGACCUUCAGUGAUUUCGGAUAGUUGUGAAACAAACCGAGCUGUAACGUGUUGCGAGCAGGAGCAUUGUUCAAGCAAUUGAAUCUGCGGCGAAAAUGAGCUACCUUCCCAUCCAGCUGAUGGUUUUGUUUUUGGGCUUGUGCACUGCUCAGAGGCGAGUUCAGGUACAGGAAGGCCCCCUGAUCAGAACAGAAGGAUACCACAUAACCAUAUGGUGCAAUGUGUCUGGAUACUCAGGAUCUACGCAGCAGAACUUUGAGUGGUCAAUCUAUCUGCCUUCAGCGCCCGAACGACAAAUCCAGAUGGUCAGCACAAAUGAUCCCAACUAUGCCUAUGCGGUGUAUGCAAGCAGAGUGCGGAAUAAGGAGGUCUACGUUGAGAGAAUUGACCGAGACUCGGCCCUAUUACACAUUACCAAACUACAACUGGAAGAUGCAGGGGAAUAUGAGUGCCACACUCCGAACACAGAAUCUACAUAUUGGGGAUCCUACAACGCCAAGGGGAAUCUGACAGUUAUUCCAGAUACACUCAGUGCAACAUCUGUACCCCAGACCCUGAAUAAAGUAGAAGGUGAUUCGCUGGAACUGGUCUGUGAAGUAUCUGAGCAAACACCAUAUCACACGCAUGUGGCCGUCACAUGGUACCUACAAAAGGGAGAGCAGAGUCUCAAGGUCAUCUCUCUAACACGAGAUUUCAUUCUACGCCCUGGAGAGUCAUAUAAGCAAAGGCAGGCAUCAGGUGAUGUACGAUUGGACAAGAUUGGAGCCACGUCCUUCAAACUCACCAUCUACAAACUCCAGGCAUUUGAUCAAGGAGAUUUCUACUGUGAGGCAAGAGAGUGGAUCCAAGAUCCAGACAAAUCCUGGUAUACUAUAGCUACCAAACGCAGUGACAGAACAACUGUGAACAUAAAAGCUACUGAUAAGAACUUCAGUGUUCAUUUGGAGAAUGAAAGGAGAGUCUUCACAGCUGGAGACAGCAUGGAAUUAAGAUGCAUUAUUGAAGCUCAAAAUAUACAGGACCGAUAUUUCUCUAUAUUGUGGAUUUAUAAUGGUACACAAAUUGCCAACAUUGGCCGCAAUGCUGUACCAACAGUCAAUGUUGACUACACAAUCAGAGAGCGCUUGGGAUAUGUAAGGUUUGCAAAAGAAACUGAUACAACAUAUCUGCUGAAAAUCUACCACGUUCAGCUGGAAGAUAGCGGCAAAUACCAUUGUCGGGCCACUGAGCAUGAGAAAACAGUGACAGGAGAUUUCAUUGCCAGAGACACAAACAAAUCUAGUAAAAGUUUAAUCAUUGUUCAGCCAGUCAAAAGUAGUCUGAAUGUCACUGUUACCAGUAACACCACCAAGGUUUUGGAGGGUGACAUGCUUAAGUUUGUCUGCAACGUUCAUUCACUAAUCAGGAACCACAGUCGUCUCUCUGUCACCUGGCAGUUAAUAAACAAACGGGGACAGGCCAGGGACAUCAUCAGCAUGGACCAGGAUGGGACCCAAGCUAUGAAUACAUUCUAUCACAAGCGUGGCGCUACUGGAGACCUCCGGUUGGUCAAACAGUGGCCAGGUUCUUUCAUGCUGCAGCUCCAGAAUGCAGCAGUAUCAGAUGAUGGAGAGUACAUUUGUAUGGUGGCUGAAUGGAUCACAAAUGUAGCUGGAGAUUGGCAGCGAAUAGGAAAACAAUCUGCUCGCACAGUAGCAGUGGUUACUCCCCUUGAAACCGGCUUCAGCGUUACUGCAAUAACACGAACACCAUUGGUGACCUACAACAACACGUUUGAACUCCAGUGUUUCAUCAAGCCCAACUAUCCCCCUCAAGUGUCAGUAUCUGUAAAGUGGAAAUUCCAGCCUAAUGAAUCAACCAACAGCUAUGAUAUAAUCACUUUUGCACGUGACACAUCUAUUACAUGGGGAGAUAAGGCAACAAAUUUUAAAAGUAAAACAAUGAUAAUAAAAACGUCAUCCAACAACGUUCGUCUGGCAGUCUCUAAAGCCAGUAAUUUGGAGGCAGGGAAAUAUGAAUGCAUUGCAGAACUGUGGCAUCAAAAUCAAAUGGACCAGUGGGUGAUGAAAACCAGUAAAUCUUCAAAUAUUCUGGAGGUGAAGGUUAAACCUCCAGAUGGGAGAUUAAAAGUCAACCAAGCAAAACGAAACCUUGUGGUAACAGAAUAUGACAAUGUUCACUUAAGCUGUAUCAUCACAAAUCAAACAAGUCCAGACUCUCAAUUCUCUGUACAAUGGUAUGUCCAGAAAUCACUGGAGAAAGAGAACAAACUUAUUGUGAAAUCAAACCGUGACUGUGUGUUUGAAUAUGGGAAUGAGCUGGGAAGACAUGAGAGGAAUGAGCGAAUGCAGCCUGCAAAACCUUCAAGUGGCCAUUACACUUUGGAAUUAUUCAAGGUUGACAUUGAUGAUAGUGGCAAAUACUACUGCCAUGUGGAGGAAUGGCUGCUGAACCCCAAUAACUUCUGGUAUAAAGUUGGAGAGAACAGGUCCGGAAUGACCUCUGUCACAGUCAAGCGACCAGAAAACAACUUACAAACAGUCAAGGCUGAAAGGAGUAUUUCUGUACCCGAGGAUGGCCAGAUUCGACUGGAUUGCAAGAUUAGCAACCGUACCAAAUUGGAUUCCCAACUGUCCGUGGCCUGGUUUACUCAGAAAACCCCGGAGACAGAUAGCUAUCCAAUUUUCAGUCUGAAUCGGAAUACUGUUUUUGAGUAUGGUAGUUCAGUGGAUAACAGUAUGAGACUGAGGGAUAGGCUACAGUUUGAAAAAUCUACCAGUGAUUUAUACAGUUUGAUACUUCAGAAAGCAACCAUUUCUGACACUGGCAGCUACUACUGUAAUGUUGAAGAGUGGCUGCUUGAUCCUAAUAAUAUGUGGUAUAAACUGGGAGAAGAUCAGUCCGGAUUGACAACUGUCACCGUACAACAACCAGAAUUUAAAAUGCAGUUGGAUAAAACAGAAUUGAAUAUUAGUGUAUCAGAGAAGGACCUGUUCCAGCUCGUCUGCAAUGUAACCCAACAAACACAAGAUAAUUCCCAAUUUGCCGUAUCCUGGUAUGCUUGGAAAGUCAAAGAGGAUACUGAUGGAAUCAUUAAGGAGACUAUUUUAAAAGUUGAUCACAAUUCAGUGUUUGGAUUCGAUGCCUUCAUGGAUGGAGCUAAAGGGAUGAAGGACAGAUUGCAGUUCGAGAGACCUGCCAAUGGAUUGUACACACUGACAAUACAGAACUCUGGCAAAGGUGAUGCUGGGAAUUACUAUUGCAACGUCGAGGAGUGGAUUCAAAAUGCCAACAACAUCUGGUACAAGCUGGGAGAGGAUGAGUCUGGUCUGGUCACUGUCACUGUACAAAGCAAAGGUUCUUCUCUUCAGCAAGCAAUUUGUUCAAAUGAUGCCCUGUUUUAUUUCAUAUUUUUCUAUCCCUUUCCAAUAUUUGGAGUCCUUCUUAUUGCCAUUUUACUAAACACGCUACAAGACUCUAAAACUCACAGAAAAAGUCUGAUGCCAAAAUGGUGUCCCCAUACUCUGGAUUAAAGAGCCAGCGGUGACUUAUUCCCCACAAGUCUUGAGCCACCGGAUUUCAGAAUAGGACCAGGGAGCAUCGCUUAACAGAAGGAAAAGAAAGAAUUUUGGAUAAAAUAAUUUGACAUUAAGCUGAAAGAAUCAAGUUUGUAAUGAACUAGUGGUGAAUAUUCACCCUAAAAAAGAAAAUCAAAAUUUGAAAGCAAAGUCGUCCAUCCCUUGUAUCAUGAAUGCACAUUCUGAGGGUCAACAUGAUUGAGAAGUGGGGGAGAUAGGACACAUUUAUUGUAAAAUGUUUGGCUCAAUUGGCUUCCAUCCCAAUAUGCCUGAAAGAAUUACUUGGUGUAGCUGGAAUGUUUAAUUUCACACUUAUGUCUUAACUGUGCCUAGAAAUUCAUUCUUGGUUGAUAGCGCUGAGUGCACUGUACAUCAGUAAUAUCCUGUUGGUUUGUCUCUGAAAUUCCCUGAUGCAGAACACCAGUGUCUUAUUGCUGCUGUUUGGCAUGGUUAGCACAAUGACUGUUGAUGAAUUUCUAGUUCCUUUGCAAUAUUUUGCAUGAGCAUUAUCACAUUAGUCUGCUAUGUGUAAUAGGUCUGAUUGUCAUUAAAAACCAGACAAUCUACUAAAUGUUAAGAAUACAGAACUGUACGAUGUAGGGAAAAUAUUGGGACUAUAAUCUAAAUUUGAGGAUUUCUUUCCGAAAGCUUCAUGACUCUUAAUUACCCCAUUGAUUUGGUUAACAAACCUACGAGUCAACAUUAUAUCCAAGCAAGUCACAACUGGAGAGAUCAUUGUACAGCCAGACCUCCUGCUCAACCAGCCACAGCUUAGAAUAUUGAACACAGAAACA
Messenger RNA from Pristis pectinata (smalltooth sawfish), 4641 nucleotides. RefSeq names its product immunoglobulin superfamily member 3-like. NCBI's taxonomy places the organism in Eukaryota, Metazoa, Chordata, Chondrichthyes, Rhinopristiformes, Pristidae. The coding region runs from base 365 to 3802 and encodes 1145 amino acids. The transcript is spliced from 10 exons. The record is from RefSeq and is a predicted model, not a curated record.